AUGCUUAAAAAACAUUUAAAUUAUUCUGAUCUUUUAGUUCUUUUUAUUUACGUUCCUUCUAGAGCUUGUUGGUUAGUAACAUAUGAUUGGCGUGGUGGUGACCUUUUAUGUAGAUUAAUAAAAUUUGCCCAUACAUUUGCUUUUCAGGUAUAA
Messenger RNA from Meloidogyne enterolobii, 153 nucleotides. NCBI's taxonomy places the organism in Eukaryota, Metazoa, Nematoda, Chromadorea, Rhabditida, Meloidogynidae. The record is from the annotation of a GenBank genome assembly.